Messenger RNA from Lingula anatina, 1474 nucleotides. RefSeq lists its product as uncharacterized. The record is from RefSeq and is a predicted model, not a curated record. Lineage: Eukaryota; Metazoa; Brachiopoda; Lingulata; Lingulida; Lingulidae.
UCAGUGACGAGAUAUUCUAUCACAUGACCAAAUAUGGCAGCUUUCAUGAUUCGCCGCGAUAUGUGAACGGCAACCUUUCCUCUGAUGAGUUUACUGACGGAUACAGAUAUAACUACUGGCCAAUGCAAAGAUGGGUGCACCAGGAAAACCUCACUGGGUGGAAGAGCUGUUCCCUGUGACAUUCACCCUCGAUUCUGCUGACCUUGACCUUGACACACAACCAGCUGACAAAGAUGUUCAGAGGGCAGAUAAAAAAGAACCAGAGACCAAAAUUUCCCAGUUUGAUCUCAGCUCCAUCAAAAAUGUGUAUGAGAGGGUUUUAUUGAUGACUCAGUUUGAGGAAGAGGAGAGAGAGAAGGAGAAGAGAGCAAAGGAAUUAAGAAAAAAAGGAGAGUUAAAAUUUCGAAGUCGAGGCUGCCAGACGGAGACCGUCCCUGUCGACCCUGAGGAUUCUGCCAUUUGGUCCACAAAGGAGAUCAGUGUAUUAAGGAGCGUGUUCAGGACAGCCAAGGAACAGAAUGCCAAACUUAAACAUGUGGCAGAGGAUUUAGACAGAUGUAACAAGGAACUUGAAACAAGGUGCAAAAGUCAGGCAAAGGCUUUAGACGCGAGGAACAAAUCCUUACGGGAAGUUGCUAAAGCCAACGAGAGGCUGAAAAUUCUGUGCGAUAAUCUGAAAGUAAACUUGCAGAAAGCUGGUAGUGAAAUUGAGGAGUUAACAGCAGAAUUGAGGCACACAAAAUCUUUGUACUCUGAAACCUGUAAAGACCUGAACCUAUUGCGAAAAGACCAUGAUCACCUUAGACUUAUUCACAAGAAUGUAAUGGUUGACAUGGAAAAUCAACAACAAGAGUUUUUAAGAGAACAUAGACUCAGGGAGGAAAAUAUUAAACUUUUGUAUGAAAAUGAUAUCUCUGACUUGCAGAGAAAUCUGGCAUCAGUAUCGGCAGAGUUAGAGAAGGAGAAGCAGGAACAUUAUAUGACAAAGAAAGGGCUGGAACACCUGAGGAAACAUUUCAGUAGUUUGCCCACUGAGUCUGCAUCCAGUGCUUUUAUCUCAGAAACUGAUGUCACCAAUCUGGAUUACUAUCCAUGACAGUACCCUCACGGAAAUCAUAAUGUCACUAGAAUUGUUUUUCUUUUCUCAGUGUCAUUCCACCAAUCACUUUCUUAAAGCAGACAUAUGUUGAGAUUGCUCUAAACAGCCAUCUAUGGAAAAGUUCUAAAUACUAGGAAAAAACUUCAUCUUUUUUUUUUAUUAAUACCAAUGAGCGUAGUUUUUUAUAUUUAACCUCUGAAUUAAAUGGGAAUACCGUUUUGUUGCACCCUUUAUUUUUAUUUUUUUAAUUUGCUGUAUCAGAGAUAUAGCACUCAGAAAAAAUAUUUCAUUCAAAAAUUUCCUUCAGUCUUAUUUUUAUCUAACAAAGCUAAUAUUUCCCGACCUUCAAUAAAUAAAAAUGUAUUCUGAAGCGAA